Molecule: messenger RNA, 1719 nt
Organism: Sphaerulina musiva SO2202
Lineage: Eukaryota; Fungi; Ascomycota; Dothideomycetes; Mycosphaerellales; Mycosphaerellaceae
Product: actin-like protein
Exons: 3
Coding region: 22-1164 (380 amino acids)
Source: RefSeq, a predicted model, not a curated record
CAUCAGGACGAAUCUGCCAUCAUGGGUGACCUGCACAACACGCCCAUAGUCAUCGACAAUGGUAGCGGCACCAUUCGCGCUGGUUAUGCGGGCGCCGACGCGCCGGCCUGCUACUUUCCUUCCUUUGUAGGGAGACCAAAGCAUCUACGAGUGCUGGCGGGAGGACUAGAAGGAGACGUCUUCAUUGGGAAUCGCGCACAAGAGUUGCGAGGACUGCUCAAGAUCCGCUAUCCCCUGGAGCAUGGCAUCGUCACGGACUGGGACGACAUGGAGAAGAUCUGGCAGCACAUAUACACCGACGAGCUGAAAACGCUGAGUGAAGAGCACCCUGUGCUGCUCACUGAAGCACCCCUCAAUCCACGCGCGAAUCGAGAUACAGCAGCGCAGAUACUGUUCGAGACGUUCAAUGUACCUGCCUUGUACACGUCUAUACAGGCCGUGCUCUCCUUGUAUGCCUCGGGCCGAACCACGGGUAUUGUGCUGGAUGCCGGAGAUGGUGUCUCGCAUGCUGUACCAGUCUAUGAGGGGUUUGCGAUUCCCAACAGCAUUCGAAGGAUAGACGUGGCAGGGAGAGAUGUCACUGAAGAGCUGCAACGAUUGCUGCGGAAGAGCGGCAACGUAUUUCACACAAGCGCCGAGAAGGAGAUUGUCAAAUCGAUCAAGGAGAAGGUGUCAUAUGUUGCGCUCGACCCCAGGAAGGAGGAGAAGGAAUGGAUGAACGCCAGCAGUCGAGGCGGAGAGAGCAAAGCUGUAGAAUACGUGCUGCCAGAUGGCAAGAAGCUCAAGAUUGGCCCAGAGCGAUUCCGAGCAGCAGAGAUUCUGUUUGAGCCAGAGUUGAUUGGCCUUGAGUGGCCGGGUUUGCAUCAAAUCGUGGUCGAUUCCAUCAAUCGAACAGACAUGGAUCUUCGCAAGGCACUAUUCGGAAACAUUGUCCUGUCAGGGGGCUCGACGAUGAUCAAAGGCUUCGGCGACAGGCUGCUGCACGAGGUCCAGAGGCUGGCUGUGAAGGACAUGCGAAUCAAGAUCUUCGCACCACCUGAGCGGCUGUAUAGCACAUGGAUAGGAGGUAGCAUCCUAGCUGGAUUGAGCACGUUCAGGAAGAUGUAUGUGACGAUUGAUGAUUGGCAUGAGAACCCGGACAUUAUCCACCAAAAGUUCGCUUGAAAUUGCAUAUGAUACCCCGGCGAGAGCCUCACAUGUUCUAUUCAAUGCAACGCUACCCUGUUCUCCACGAUCACAAUGGCAGACGACGGUCCCCAAACCAUUUCUCGUCGAGCAUCACCGCUCUACUUACUGAUGACGACUCGCUUCACAAGCUGUGGCGACACUGCUUGGGUACCUCGUGUCCGUUUCCGAUUAGUCCGUCUCUUGCACCAGUGGAAGAGCGUGCUCGUCAUAUUGGAUGAUGGAGGGAGACUACGAAGAGCAUGCAAUGGUCCAGACGCGAGAUCACUAUGCAAAGGUCAUCUCUUACUUAAUAACCAUCACGUAGUCACGUACUACUAGGUAGCGUUGCGGGUUAGUCUCAGGUACCGUGGUGGAAGAUCGUCGACGUUCACCGCAUACACGCUAAGGAUUGGAAGUGCGGGGACGCGAGCGGAGGCGGCAAGAAGGAUGGCUGAACGUAGUAAACGGUACCAGCAAUGACCAUCGAGAGAGUUUCCUCAGCGGAGUCAGCUUGGAGAGACGACGAAGGCACGAGAACUUUGAGAAGUACAC